Fulvia fulva is the source of this 1188-nucleotide messenger RNA. Its product is annotated as Subtilisin-like protease 2. NCBI's taxonomy places the organism in Eukaryota, Fungi, Ascomycota, Dothideomycetes, Mycosphaerellales, Mycosphaerellaceae. Gene Ontology annotation, biological process: proteolysis. The transcript has 4 exons. The coding region runs from base 1 to 1188 and encodes 395 amino acids. The record is from RefSeq and is a predicted model, not a curated record. Gene Ontology annotation, molecular function: serine-type endopeptidase activity.
AUGAAGUCCGUUCUUAGCCUGCUCCUGGCUCUGCCAGCAGUGUUCGCCGAGCCAACUAUCAACCGACGACAAACGGCCGAAACCAUCCCAAAUCGAUGGAUUGCUCAGAUCAACGAGAACUCUCCUCUCGCCACUGUCUUGACCACAAUUCAGACUCUCACCGGUGUCUCACCAAAGCGUCGGUAUGAGAUCGGUUCCUUCAAGGGCUUCGCCUUCGAGGGUGAUGACAGGGUCCUCGACCUUCUCCAGACUGUCGGUGCAAUCAAGAGCAUCGAGCCAGACAAGAGAGUCUACACUACCGCUCCAGUCGGACAGCUCGCUGAGCGUGCUCUGACAUCUCAGAACCCAUCAACAUGGGGUUUGGGCCGAAUCUCUCACAGAUCAAGGGGCUCCAACGUCUAUGUUUACGACGACAGCGCUGGUGCCAACACAGACAUCUACAUCAUUGACACUGGAAUCUACGCUGGCCACUCAGACUUUGGAGGCCGUGCUCGUGCUGGUGCCAAUUUCGUUGAGCAAGAGUCCGCCACCGAUGGCAACGGUCACGGCACCCACUGCGCUGGAACAACUGGCAGCAACACUUACGGAGUCGCAAAGAGGGCCAACCUCAUCGGCGUCAAGGUCUUGGGCUCUGACGGAUCGGGCACAAACUCUGAUGUUAUUGCAGGCAUCCAGUGGGCUGUGAACAAUGCGAGGAACUCGGGCCGUACAUCGCGCUCUGUCAUCUCUAUGUCCCUUGGUGGAGCUUUCGACCAGGCCUCCAACAACGCUGUUGCCCAAGCUGUCCAGGCUGGUGUCUUCGUCGCUGUCGCUGCUGGAAACGAUGGCAGGAAUGCUGCCAACUACUCACCAGCCUCUGAGAGCUCUGCAUGCACUGUCGGCGCCACCGACAUCAACGAUAACCGCGCUAGCUUCUCCAACUUUGGCUCCAUCCUCGACAUCUUUGCCCCAGGUGUCAACAUUCAAUCUACCUGGAUCGGCUCCUCCACUGCCACCAACACCAUCUCCGGAACAUCGAUGGCCACUCCACACAUUGCUGGUCUCGCCGCCUACUUGAUUGCUCUCGAGGGUGCCCGCUCCCCAGCUGCUCUCUGCUCUCGCAUCCAGUCUCUUUCGACCAGGAACGUUGUCGUCAACGCUGGCUCAGGAAGCCCGAACUACCUUGCCUACAACGGCAACGGUGCAUAA